CUGUGUGAAACUAAGCCUAGCCUAAACGUUAACCUUAACCCCAGACAUUAGAAGUGGAUAAGUUGGAUAUGCAAAAAACUCUUGAAGCUAACCCUACACUGUGUUGAUGACUAGUGUAAGAUGAUUGUUGUUUACUCGACUUCAUUUUUGGUGGCUGGUAUAGUUUAUCCUCACUCGUAGUGUGUUACAUUCUGAUUUAGCGAGUUCUAUUCCCGAAUUGUUGAUAUUCUUUCGUAAGAUUUCAGAGGUUCCCUGUUCGAAUUUGCAUAGGUGGCACUAGUAGUGUUUUGAAUUCCCUCUUCUUGGUGUAUUGUCAGUAUACGUGUCUCGACUAUGGAUUGUCGUAUUUUGAUAAUCUCCCACAUGCUUCCUGUCAUAGGUUUCCUUGUGUGCUAUUUAGCUUGUUUUUCCCUAUAAUUUGAACAUUUUUGCAAUAAAUCUUAUAGAAAACUGAGUAUCAGAGUUACCUAGUUACGAGUUGGAUGUGAUUUUUGAGGGGAAUGUGAAUAUGUCGUAUGUUUUUUUUACAGUAUUCGUCAAUGGAUCUGUGUGGCUCAUUGGUUUAGGCUAUUGACUACUAACCAAUGGUUCACGGGCUCUCGUCCGCACUCCACCAACUGAGAGUGGUUUGGACAGCCGGGUGUUAGUGUCAUUAGCCCUGACACAUUGAAACUGGUGCCUAUCCCUACAGGAAGCCAUAAUCUAAGUAACACUGGUAAUCAAUUAUUGAUUGUUGUGGUGAACAUCCCUCCAUUGUUCAUCCCCUACGGGCAUCCAUCUUUUAAUUUGUACAACUGGUGUUGUAAAAUGUCACAAUUAUUUGGGACGAAGAAGUCUUCUGACGUGUUGGCGUAUACAAGUACACAGAAUCUAUCGACACUUCCACUCCCAGAUGCUGUUCAGUUGAGUUCAUUACGUAUACCAGGUACUGGUGAAGUAUGGAGUCCACGGUCGGGUAGUAUAGCGUUGUUAAAUGAUAAAGACUGCACCGAAUCAGGAUGAUGUAGUGGAAGUGUUCAUGAUGAUGGAGGAUUUGGUGAUGAGGUGUUUAUGGCUAAUGAAUCAAAUGUUUUAACAAGAAAUCUUCGUAAACGAUCAAAAAAGCGUGUUAAAAAGAGCACGGCAUUGGAAUUACCAACUCCUCGUGAAGUUGGGGCAUAUUUGUCAAAGAUGGUGCAGAUAAGAACGAAUUUAUCUAUGAAUAUUGUGGUGAGAUCAUUAGUCAAGACGAAGCUGAUCGACGUGGUAAGUCCUCAAAAUUUCUCUGUUUGUUAUUCCUCUUGUUAUUACUGAUCACUAAUAAAUGAUGAAUAAAUUAAUAAAUAACUCAGUAAAUGAAAGUGAUAAUUUGAAAUAAAAGUAGGUUAUUAUGUUGUUAUUAUUAUUAUUCCCUUGUCUUCCGGAUGGAACAUAGAGCUCCAGCAACAGCAGAUCUCCAGCUCACGUCGUCCUCUUCAGUCUUUCUUUAGGUGACUCCACAAUUGAUCCUAAGCUUUCAUUCCUUCCGCCUUGCAUGGUCUCCUUGAUGUACCGUCGAACGCCGAGCCGUCUUUUCCCAUUUGGGUCUGACUUGAGUGAUGGUGGUGUGAUUGGCGCUCAUUUCACGGUCUUCUGAGUGCGUAUGUCCAGUCCAUCCGCGUUUUCUUCUGCAUAUUUGUUGUCCAGUAGGUUGUUGGUUGGUUCGUUACCUUUCCUUUCUGAUCGUCCACCUUAUGUUGAGUAUCGAGUCAGUGGGAGUAGCGAAUGAUUUUGAAGUAUUCGUCAGUUGUGGUGUUAUUCAAGCUCCACUUAGUUGAAUACAGCUCAGCGAAAUCGUUCUGAGUGUUGGAACAUAAAAAGAAGUCGAUUGUGAGUUAUUUCUUGGUUGGGUAUGUGGCCUUCUUACGGGGUUGGCCGAAAGGAACAAUUAGAGACGUCGUUAAUUUUAAUUCGACCACUCCUAACUCUUUUCUAAUCUAAUUGUAUGUUAGCUAGCAUUGCACUAUAACGAAGGCAUUGAUUCAGCAUACAUGGCAUGUAUCCUAGCCAUGAGAAUCCCUGUAGCUCCAUAAGGUGUUCAUCGAUUGAUUUUCCAUCCUCAGCUGACACCCAUACCUGGCGUCAGUAGUAUUACCAUGUUAGAAUGCAAAGAUGUAAGGGCAAAGAUAGCUGGCUUAUGACAUGUCUUCCAUUUAAAGAAGGCUUCAUGAAGUGAUGGUACUCCUAGUGUCACGCAGUUAGUACUGAUAUGACAAUGAUAAUAACAUUUGUGAUGUGUGGAUUUGCGAUGUAACGACGCCACAGCGAUCCGUGUUAAUUGUUUUCUUCGAAGUGGUCAGCAACAGCAUUAGUAGUAGUGGUAGUAAUAGUAGCAGCAGCAGCAGUAGGACGCUGUUGAUAUCCAUAGUAACUUUCGCCGCAGACAGCUUUUUCUUCGUUGACAAGGUCAAUGUGGAAAAGUAACUAAAUAACAUUGCAGUAAUUCAGCAGUGCAUAAUCGUCGUAGCGAUCGAUGCUUUGCACUUGUAAUACUGUGUUAAUCUUC
Messenger RNA from Trichobilharzia regenti, 2524 nucleotides. The record is from the annotation of a GenBank genome assembly. NCBI's taxonomy places the organism in Eukaryota, Metazoa, Platyhelminthes, Trematoda, Strigeidida, Schistosomatidae.